Molecule: messenger RNA, 2084 nt
Organism: Schistocerca serialis cubense
Lineage: Eukaryota; Metazoa; Arthropoda; Insecta; Orthoptera; Acrididae
Exons: 3
Coding region: 112-951 (279 amino acids)
Source: RefSeq, a predicted model, not a curated record
GCGGGACGCCAGUCCAGCCGCUAGCGACGCAGCCCCUGCGAGCCUCGCCCGCCGCCCCGUCUUCUGCAUGCGCCGUCUCUGCCACGGCAGACUACACGAGCGGGGUAUAAAAUGCUUUUUGAAGCAUGGAUACUUUUCCUACUUGCUAUGACACUUCCUGAUGCCAUCCUGGGAAUCACAACAUCUCAGCAGAGUUUAUCAGCAGUAACUGCUUCAUCAAAAGAUGGAAGAACAGCACGAAAACCAAGAGAGAAUUGUAGGUCAGCAAUUGAAUCAGCAAUGGAUUUGAUUAGCAAGCGGAACAUACAACAACCUAAUUUUAAUGGAAGCUUUCUAGAUCUUGCUGGUUAUGCUCUUCAUCAGCCACUCCGUUCAGCACCAUAUGAUAUGUAUGUGACUGAAAUGCGCAUAAAAAUGCCAGCUCAAGCAGUUUGGUUUGAGGUUGAACAUUGCCAAUGGGAGCCUCGUAAACGUACACUAGAAACUCGUCUAGGUUUUUCAGAGCUCAGUGUUACAGGUGCAGUGAAACUAUAUGAGGGAGAUUUCAUAAAAAACACACCACAUCCAUUGCCAACUGAUGUCUGUAAUGUAACGAUGCGCAUGAAACGAGCUGGACUGCAGAUUGCUGCUCAGCCACGUGUAUUGUCCAGUAGCAACAGAGGUAUUGCAGAUAUAUCUAUGGACAGUCAAUUUUUGCAACCUGAAUUUGUGAGUGUAUAUGUUUACGGCUGUCAUCCUCCAGGCCGAGAGCAUCGUGAGGAGUCAGUUAUAGGAGAAAAGCAAAAUUCAGCAAAAAACCAUGCUGCUGAAGAUACAACACAGGAAAUGGAACAAGUGUUUCUAAAAGGCAUUCAGUCACUUCUCAAGACUUAUCUUGGAAAGCAGCUUCAGCAGACUAUGAAGAACAUUGUUAUGAGAAAUAUGGGCUACACUGUUUCAUAUGGAAGGUAGUGAUGUAGGUUCACAGUUAUUAAAUGUUAUCAUACCUACAUAUUUUAACUAUAAAUACACCCAGUAUCAGUGAUUUACUUUUUUAAAUGUGUGCUAUGGGAAUGACUUGCGUACAUAAGCAGUUUGAUAAAUUUUCAGACUUAAUUUUGAUUAUAUGUUUAGAUCAGAGUGCAGAAUAAACAGCCUUUAACUGCAACCAUAGAACUGUUAGGCAAAAGACUUGAAAUUGUAAAUAGCACCAAAUUUUUGGGAGUUUGGAUCCAAGAUGACCUAAGAUGGCAGAAACACACACAACACCUAUAUAGUAAAUUAAAUACCAUUUGUUAUAGUAUAAAAAUUCUUGCUGGAUGCACAUCUAUGCAAGUCAUAAAAAAUGUGUACUAUGCCCAAGCAAAUAUGGUUUAAUUUGCUGGGGAAAUUCACCACCCAGCAAAAGGUGUUUUAUUGCACAAAAAAGAAUUAUAAGAGCCAUGGAAGGCUUAGCACCUCGAUCCUCAUGCAAACCCUCAUUUAAAAAGCUUCAUAUUCUUCCAUUACCAUGCCUAUAUAUCCUAGAAACAAUAAUGUUUAUAAGGAAAAUCGUAGCUGAAAAUAACAAGAUUGCUCCAAAAAAACCAAAAUAUCCAUUCAUACAACACAAGAAAUAAUCAAGAUUUACAUAUGCAGUUUUCACAUACAACACUAAAACAAAAAGGACCCUUGCAAGCAAGAAAAAAACUGUAUAACAAACUACCUAAAGAAAUUAAGGCAAUAACUGGCAUGCAUAAAUUCAAAACUGCAGUGAGUGACUACUUGCUACAGAAUUGUUACUAUAGCGCUGAUGAAUUUUUAUCUACAAUGUAAAUAUGUGAAAAUUUUAAUAGUUUAUACAAUUAAGGCCAAAAUAAGAAAUGUAUACAUUAGAUUUAUCUGUGUAUUAUAUGUGGUCUAUUACAUAUAUGUGUGUGUGUCUGUAUAAUCAAGGCCAAAAGUAUGAAAUAUGUGCGUGUAAAAUUUACUUGUGAAAUGUUAUUCCCAUAUGUUAGAGUUAUAUUGCUAUAUACUGAAAACCAUACAACAGCUUUUUUCUGUUAAACUUUAUUGCAAAUUAUUUGACUUGUCCUAUAUCAUUAUGUACCCCUGUACAGUGUAUG